AGAGGUAUCAAAUUUAUACCAGACACCACUAUCAAAGAAGAAAAAUAUUAGGAGGAGGAAUCGUUAGCCAAUUGGAUUGUGGAAGUGCAUAAAAUAAACGCAAUUGAUGCCAUCUCCGUUUUCUUGAUAAAAAAGUCAAUACAAGAGAGCAGAAGUGUCAUUUCUGGAACACGAAGCAAAACCCAGUUUCAAACACCUGUUAAGCUUAUUCGGCUAUCUUUGAUUGUGUUAAUAAAGGAAGGAGGCAAUGGGAUCAAUGUUCAGUUCACCUCAGUUUACCAAAGAACAAAUGGAGAUCGCUCUUACCAAAGCCAAGCAGAUCGUUUCCUCUAAUCCUGUUGUUGUAUUCAGUAAAACAUACUGCGGAUAUUGCACGAGGGUGAAGCAACUUCUUUCCCAGCUUGGUGCUACUUUUAAAGUUAUUGAACUUGACCAGGAAAGUGAUGGAGAUGAGGUACAACAAGCAUUACUAGAAUGGACUAGGCAGAGGACUGUGCCUAACGUGUUUAUUGGGGGAGAACAUGUUGGUGGCUGCGACAGCGUAUUAGAGAAGCAUCAACAGGGAAAGCUACUUCCCAUGCUGAAGGAUGCCGCUGCUAUUCCCAACAAUCCUGCCAAAGUCUAGAAAACAGUAGUUGUUAUGCUGACAAUAAAAAUGAAGUUGAGAGUGCUGUAACUUAACUGCCUCCUCUCCUCUAGUUUGGGUUGUUUAAUAAGACGUUGGAUUUCAAGUUCCUUUUUCUGUUCUUCCCUUGCCUCAGUCUCCUAAACAUUUCCUUUUAGUACCUAUUUUCCAUUUUUAACUUGCCAUCUGUUCCGUUGGGAAAUAUAUAUUGUAGAUUCGCGUGUUUCCGGCAAGAGUAAAUUUGUCACUUGUGU
Messenger RNA from Solanum stenotomum, 879 nucleotides. RefSeq names its product glutaredoxin. Gene Ontology annotation, biological process: cellular response to oxidative stress. Gene Ontology annotation, cellular component: cytoplasm. The record is from RefSeq and is a predicted model, not a curated record. NCBI's taxonomy places the organism in Eukaryota, Viridiplantae, Streptophyta, Magnoliopsida, Solanales, Solanaceae. Bases 248 to 625 code for a protein of 125 amino acids. The transcript has 4 exons. Gene Ontology annotation, molecular function: glutathione disulfide oxidoreductase activity.